This is a messenger RNA of Vigna unguiculata (cowpea), 1017 nucleotides long. RefSeq names its product scarecrow-like transcription factor 11 (SCL11). Gene Ontology annotation, biological process: maturation of 5.8S rRNA. NCBI's taxonomy places the organism in Eukaryota, Viridiplantae, Streptophyta, Magnoliopsida, Fabales, Fabaceae. The record is from RefSeq and is a predicted model, not a curated record.
UCUGAGACAAGAAAAAAGAAAUAACAACUCUAUCAAAUUGGAAAAAACUAGGUUAACUUUGCGGUGGUGGUUGUGGUGGUAGUCGACUUUAGAGGAGGAGGAAGAGAUAAAUUUGAAAAGGGGAGUUGAAGGCGCAAUGGCGAGGCGAGAGCUUUCGAACACGUUGAAGAACUUGAAGUUCAUGCAAAGGGCGGCUGUGAGGGAGGAGAAAACCAAGAGAGAAGAGAUCAAACCUGAUGUCAGUAUUGUUACUACUCCUACAACAGUGACUAGAAAGUGUGUUGUUAUAAUGGAAGGUGAUCCCCAUCCUGGAGCACUUAAAGGUCGAAUGUCAUUUCAAAGUUUUAAUCCUUCUGUUGAUAAAUUAAACGAGGAAGAAGCAAGACUACGUCAGCCAGCAGCUGAAACUACCGUGUCUAGAAAUCAAAAUGAAAGCGUCUCUGUCAGAGAAAAUAAUUUUUCAGUUGAAAGUCCAGAAAGUGUCAACGUUAACAAAAAGAACGUGGAGGCUAACGGCAAUGUUAAAAGGAAACAAUCUGAAGUAGUUAGUGAAGCUCAAUAUCCUAACAAAUCACCAAAGAAUGAUCAUGAUGAUAAGCAAUCAGUGCCAAGCUCUAGUUUGGGCACUUUUAAGAAACCGGGUGGAGAUAAGCUGGACUGGAAUGUUCUUAGACCAUCAAGAGUCAAUCAGAGUAGAUGAGUGUUGUCGAUUAUUUGAUAGCAUAUAUGCUAGGUUUGGUUCUGUUUCUGGCUUGGGCAUUUAUAUCUGUAGCUGUGGUCUUAUCAGGCCUUUUUUCCAUCAGUUUAAAGACCCUCGCAAUUUCUUUUUAAGAUUAAGGAUUUAACCUGCUGAUAUAGAUGGAAUACUUUUAGAUGAACGGGCUAAUAGAAAGCAUCGUGAGUGUUUUUUUUUUUUUUUUUGUAUCAUUGUAAUUGUAAAACAAAUGGUCUUUUGGAAAUGUGCUUUUAGCUAUUAAAAUGUGUUGUGAUAUUAAAAUGUAAUGUGGUUACAACAAG